This is a messenger RNA of Apis cerana (Asiatic honeybee), 687 nucleotides long. RefSeq lists its product as uncharacterized. The record is from RefSeq and is a predicted model, not a curated record. NCBI's taxonomy places the organism in Eukaryota, Metazoa, Arthropoda, Insecta, Hymenoptera, Apidae. Gene Ontology annotation, molecular function: odorant binding.
AAAGACAUCGACAUUUGAUAUUUCUUUAGUUCUCAUUGAAUGUACUUCAAAUAUAUUUGAAUCUGUAUUUUUAUUUUGAAUCACAUCUAAAAUCACAUAAAAAAAAAAUGAAAACGAUCAUAAUUAUUUCUGCUAUUUGUGUUUGCGUUAGUGCAAUGACACUUGAGGAAUUAAAAUCCGGAUUACGUAUUGUGCGGUCACUUUGCUUGACACAAACUAGUGUUGAUCAACAAAUAGCAAAUGACGUUGAUGAUGGCAAGAUCAAUAUAGAUGACAAAAAUGUUUUAUUAUACGUUGAAUGUGCGAUGAAAAAAUUUAAUACUGUUGAUGACAAUGGAAAUUUCAACGAAGAAGUUACUAGAGAUAUUGUGAGAGCAGUUUUAGACGAAAAUGAAACUGAACAACUGAUUACCCAAUGUUCACCUAUCUCUGAUACCGAUGUACAUGUAAAAAUUAGUAAGAUAUUACAGUGUUUCUUCAAAUUUAGAACAGUAAAUGAUGUACUAAAUUCCUAAACUAUCAAGUUUAUCGGUUCAACUAUCAAGAAGAAGAGGAUUAUCCAGAAUACUUAUUUUAUACUUACUUUUUAUAUUAAUAUUUUGAUUAUAUAAUAUUUGAUUAUUAUUAACAUAUUUUAAUUAAAAAAAUGUUUGAAAAUAUUAAUUAAUAAAUUGUUAUAUAUGAUUA